Messenger RNA from Closterium sp. Naga37s-1, 1662 nucleotides. The record is from the annotation of a GenBank genome assembly. NCBI's taxonomy places the organism in Eukaryota, Viridiplantae, Streptophyta, Zygnematophyceae, Desmidiales, Closteriaceae.
AUGGAGUGGUUAACGAGCGCUGAGGGCCUGAAUACCCGUCAGGAGCUGGAGGCGUCCGUUCGUGAGCACCACCCUGACUUGCGUGAUGAUGAGGUCGACCUCAUUGUGGACGGUCGUCAACUACGCAUGGUUCGGGAGCGCGCGGCGGAGCAAGCACCUGCGAGCGGCCAGCAAGGAGGAACUGGUGUAGGAGGAGCUGUGCACGAAGCUCCAACUGCCGUGGGCAUUGGCGGAGGAGCUGUUGCACCGACCAUUGACACGGGAAUGAUCGGGGCGAGCUACGGUCAAUUCAAGUUCUCUGUGACGCCGCUGCUGGAGGGAAGGCACGACCUUACCGCGUGGGGCCGCACCAUCCGAGCGGAGCUGCUGACCAUUGGACAGGAGGUCCACAUGGCCACGUUUGCCGCCCACGUGCUAAAGGGCCUACCACUGGAGUACGGAUUUCUUCGCCGCAAGCUCGAUAUUUCCAGCCCUGACAUGAUGGUGGAACGCGUGUGCAGCGAGGUGUUGAUCGAGGAGCAGACUCUAUCCAUCGAAGAGAGUUACAAGCAGAUCACCAGCGAUGCAUCUGCUUUCGCGGGCGCUGUCAACACCAUCGUGGCUACAACGGGGGUCAACGGGAAGGAAGGAAAAGGGGGACGGGAGCAGACGGACAAGAAGAAGGACGGCAAGUGGGAGAAGAAGCGAGCCCCCUUGAAGGGGCGCUGCUACAACUGCAAUGAGGAGGGGCACAUGGCUGCCAAGUGCCCCAACAAGAAGAAAGAUACAACGCCCGCGGCAGCCGCGAACGUAGCUGAAGGAGACGGGAAGGGCGUGUCGCUCACUGUCGCGUGUUUGGCUGCAAAGUUGCUGGCCGACGACAAGGACUUGUGGUUUCUUGACUCAGGAUGCUCCCAACACAUGACCGACCGCAAGGAGUGGUUCACGGUGAUCCGUGACCCAUCUGCAACGAAAUCGGUCAAAGGGUUUGAUGGUUCUAUGCAGAAAGUUGCCGGUGUUGCAAUAUGCAACAAUACAGCAGCUACAGCGGCAUGCAAUGGCACGGCGGCUGAGGUGGCAGGCAAUGGUAUGCCUAAGACAUUUGCUGAGGUGGUGUCAAGCCCGCCGGAAGAGAAUGACGAAGCGGCCAGCCUCACAACAUAUGCGGUGGGGACCGAGGCGAUGCUCAACCUGCGACACACUCACCUUGAGAAUGACCAUGCUGGUGCGGUGCAGUGGACAGCCACAGACAGUGGCAUGCUAGGCAUGGACGUAGAGAAAGGAGGGGAGGACACGUUGAGCGCCUCCUCCCAAGAAGCCAAACUCACUCGUCAAACGCUUCCGCUGCCUGACGUGCGAGAGGGGGAGGUUCUUGGGAUGGUCCAUGGCCCUGAGCAGAAUCAGCCGCCGUCACGUACUGUCAUCAUAAUCCCAGUGCCGUCCAUGCAAGGGGGCGAACAAUCGUUUGAUCGUUUGGUUGACCCUGUGGGCAGCAAUGCAACCAUGGCACCGCCAGCUCUCUGCCCAUCCUUAGCUGCUGGCUUGGCACCUGUGGGACCAGAGGUUGGUCCCUCUGCGGAUGAACGUCGUGCAGCUAAUGAAGACAAGGAAGGAGAGGCAGCGGACCUGAAAUCGGCGGCAACCCAUGGGAAGGACCCCAUACCCACGGUUCCGCCCCUCUAG